Messenger RNA from Diaporthe batatas, 1125 nucleotides. RefSeq lists its product as uncharacterized. The coding region runs from base 1 to 1125 and encodes 374 amino acids. The record is from RefSeq and is a predicted model, not a curated record. Lineage: Eukaryota; Fungi; Ascomycota; Sordariomycetes; Diaporthales; Diaporthaceae. Gene Ontology annotation, biological process: transmembrane transport. The transcript is spliced from 4 exons. Gene Ontology annotation, molecular function: transmembrane transporter activity.
AUGGGUCCCCUUCUCGGGGGUAUCUUCACGAGUCUUGUUUCUUGGCGAUGGUGCUUCUACAUUAACCUUCCAUUGGGCGUGCCAGUGGUGGCAAUCCUAAUCUUCAUGCGUCUUCCCGAUCCCAAUGGCACAGACGGGGGCGGUCUGCAAGGAUUGAUCGACUCCGCCAGAUUAUUGGCUCGGACGGUCGAUCAUCUGGGACUGCUGCUGAUCGCCGGAUUCGCACUGAUGCUCCUGCUUCCACUACAAUGGGGCGGAAACACGUAUGAAUGGAAUAGCUCAGUCAUCAUUGGAAUGCUGUGCGGCGCAGUCGUUUGUCUGGGCAUUUUCAUCGGAUGGGAACGUUAUAUGGGAGUUCGCGCCAUGAUCCCAUUUCAUGUCAUCGGACAGCGAGUUAUGUAUUGCAGCUGCAUCUUUUUUUCCACUUUACUCACUUCCAUUGUGUUGCGGACAUUCUAUCUUCCAAUAUUCUUCCAGGCGGUGCAAGGCGACUCGGCUUUGAUGAGUGGCGUGAAAAUGCUUCCGAGUAUUGUGGCACAAAUCUGUGCCACACUGUGCUCGGGCAUCUCAGUACCAGUGGACAGAGUGGGCUAUUAUAUGCCCUUCGUCCUUGCGUGUAUUGUCUUCUCAGCCGUGGGCACAGGUCUCAUUUCAACUUUCAGAGUCGAUACCUCAACCGAUAGGUGGGUUGGAUAUCAGAUCUUACUCGGGUUUGGCACAGGGCUUGGGGUGCAAAUGCCGAUUCUCGCUAUACAGAAUGUGCUUAAAGCCGAAGAUUUGUCCGUUGGAAUGUCCACUCUCAUCUUCGCCAGAAAUAUUAUAGGCUCUAUUUUAAACUCGGUGGCAAGUUCAGUCUUCAACAGUGGCUUAAGAACCCAAAUUCAUCGUUAUGCCCCAUCUGUCGACCCAGAUGUGGUAAUAGAGGCAGGAGCCACCGGGAUAAGGGAAGUGGUUUCGGGAGGUGAGCUCAGGAAUGUCUUGAGGGGCUACGUAAUAGCGGUUGAUCAAGUUUACUACAUUACAUUGGCAUCUUUCGGAAUUUGCCUGUUUGUGGUUUGGGGAAUGGGGUGGAGAGAUGUUCGGAACAAUCCUCGAGUAAGCCGAAUGUCUUUAAUAACAGUAUAA